Striga asiatica is the source of this 1188-nucleotide messenger RNA. The record is from the annotation of a GenBank genome assembly. Lineage: Eukaryota; Viridiplantae; Streptophyta; Magnoliopsida; Lamiales; Orobanchaceae.
GCAACUUUUUGCUUCUUCCUUAAUUCUCUCGAGCUGCGCCAAAACCAUACCAAGAAAAAAGAAAGGAUCAAACGAAGCGCCGUUUUCUCCGUCGGAGUUUAUCGAUUAAUGAUGCCUAGCAUGAGUUGUGACAAAAAAGAGGAUUGGGACUUGGAAGCGUUCGAGGAAGUGGACCCCACAGGACGAUAUGGCCGCUACAAAGAGCUUCUGGGCUCGGGAGCCGUGAAGAAAGUCUACAGAGCCUUUGACCAAGAAGAAGGAAUUGAAGUCGCCUGGAAUCAAGUCAAACUACGUAACUUCUCAGAUGACGAGACCAUGAUUAAUCGACUAUUUUCUGAAGUCCGCCUGCUCGGGAACCUGAAGAACAAGAAUAUAAUUGCCCUUUACUCUGUCUGGCGGGACAAGGAGAAGAACACCCUGAAUUUCAUAACUGAGGUUUGUACGUCCGGUAAUCUAAGAGAGUACCGGAAAAGGCACAGGCAUGUCUCGAUGAAGGCCAUCAAGAAGUGGUCAAGGCAGAUCUUGAAAGGGCUCGACUAUUUGCACACACACGAACCUUGUGUCAUUCACAGGGACCUCAAUUGUAGCAAUGUCUUCAUAAACGGCAAUGUUGGCCAGGUGAAAAUCGGCGAUUUCGGGUUGGCAGCUAUAGUUGGGAAAAACCACUCGGCCCAUUCAGUGCUGGGGACACCGGAAUUCAUGGCACCUGAGCUGUAUGACGAGAACUACACAGAGAUGAUAGAUAUAUACUCGUUUGGGAUGUGCUUGCUCGAGAUGGUGACUCUCGAGCUUCCGUACAGCGAAUGUGAUAAUGUGGUAAAGAUUUACAAGAAGGUGACAUCUGGAGUGAGGCCUCAGGCCAUGAACAAGGUGAAGGAUCCCGAGGCCAAAGCGUUUAUUGAGAAGUGUCUUGCUCAGCCAAGAGCCAGGCCUUCGGCUGCCCAACUACUCGAGGACCCUUUUUUCGAUCAGAUUCGUGAUUAUGAUGAGGAAAAUGAUUGAUAAUUCUAACAUGAGUUGGUUGAUGUGAAGUACCAACUCAAGUAUACUUCUUUGGAGAAGUUUGAAAGUUUUUAAGCUGUUAUUACUCAAGUAUAAUGCGAGAUAGUCUUUGAUGCAAAUGGAACAUAGAAAAAGCCUAAUGAGUGUUGGUUGGGAAGCAGACAGGAAAACAAAGUAAUACCUUUU